Messenger RNA from Prunus armeniaca (apricot), 2127 nucleotides. Lineage: Eukaryota; Viridiplantae; Streptophyta; Magnoliopsida; Rosales; Rosaceae. The record is from the annotation of a GenBank genome assembly.
AUGAGUGAUAACUCCAUUGUUGGUGUUGUUGCUGUUGCCUCUGGAAAUUUUAACACCCGUGACCCAUACAUAACUAGUGCUAAUGGCUUGCCCUCUCCAAUUACUGGUGAGGGCAUAAUCUCUCUCACUCCUACUCUAUCCUUGUCUCCUGCGUUACCAGUUCCCAAUAUCCAUUUGUCAAAGACAAACAACAAAUUUGGUUAUGGCAUCGUCGCUUGGGACACCCGUCAUUUGGCUUCCUUAAGCAUCUGUUUCCAUCUUUAUUCUGCUCUUGCGAUGAGUCUAGCUAAGUGUGAGAUAUAUAUUUUGGCCAAGAGUCAUCGCACUAUGUUUCUUUUGAGUGACAAUAAAGCUACAAAGCCUUUUGAUUCACUGCAUUCUGAUGUGUGGGGUCCGGCUCAUGUUACUUCGAACGGAUUUCGUUGGUUCGUCACAUUUAUUAAUGAUUGUACCCGACUCACUUGUGUUUUCUUGUUGAAAAAUAAGCAUGAUGUUGCUUCCAUCCUUUCAGAGUUCUAUACUAUGAUGUCUACUCAUUUUCAUGCUCGGGUCAAAGUAUUCCGGACUGAUAACGGAGGCGAAUAUGUGAAUAACACUUUGGCAUCUUUCUUCCAUGCUCAAGGUAUUAUUCACCAAACGACAACCCCAUUUACUCCUCAGCAGAAUGGUGUGUCUGAACACAAGAAUCGUUAUAAGUGCUAUCAUCCACCUACCCAGAAGGUGCAUGUUACUUUGGACUUGACUUUCUAUGAAGAAGUGCCCUAUUAUGUCUCUACCUCCUCUUCAAUUCAGGGGGAGAUGGGGAGUGAAUUGGAGAGUCUUAGAUUGAAGAAUGAUGUGUUUGAAGAUACUGCUCUCGGGAAGGAAACGAUGUGUCACACUGAAGCAAGUGACUGGUUGCCCUUAUCUGAAUAUGAAACUUGUGGUCCUUGUGAAGAAACAACUUAUCGCCCUUCGGAACUCGACCAGUCGCCCAUAUCUGGAGAUGAAGCAGGUGCUCUCGAUGUCGAAAUGACCGGUCACACUAAAGCAAGUCACCAGUCGACUAUAUCUAAAAAUAAUGACAAUGAUUCUUGUAUGGAUGAGUUCGAUGCAAUACCCCCUCUACCCUGCCAGUGCUCCAAUCUACUCGUAAUAGCGAAUCAAGUGAGAUGGGUGUUUACAUUGAAGCAUAAAGCUGAUGGUUCCAUUGAUCGUUACAAGGCUAGAUUGGUAGCAAAUGGUUAUACUCAGACCUAUGGAGUGGAUUAUUUGGAGACCUUUGCUCCAGUGACAAAACUCAAUAUUGUGUGUAUACUCUUGUCCCGGGCUGCUAACCGCGACUGGCCCUUAUUACAAUCUGAUGUCAAAACUGCGUUUCUACAUGGUGACCUCAAGGAAGAGAUUUACAUGGAUCUCCCUCCUAGUAUUCCUGUAACCUCUAAGGAGGGUAUUCUAUGUAAGCUGCGGAAGUCUUUAUAUGGAUUGAAACAGUCUCCAAGAGCGUGGUUUGGGAGAUUUGCAGUAUCUAUGAAGAAAUUUGGGUAUGUGCAGAGUAACUCAGACCAUACUUUGUUUCUAAAGCGUCAUAAAGGUAAAUUGACAGGUUUAAUUAUUUAUGUUAAUGAUAUGAUUGAGACUGGAGAUAAUCAGGCAAAAAUGCAAAAUCUUCAUAAGUAUCUAGCUUCCGAAUUUGAGAUGAAGUCAUUGGGUGAUUUGAAGUACUUUCUUGGGAUUGAAGCUGCCAGAUCUAAACAUGGUAUCUUUCUGUCUCAAAGAAAGUAUAUUUUGGAUUUACUUGUAGAGACUGGAAUAUUAGAUUGUAAACCAAUUGAUACCCCUAGUGAACAGAAUCAUAAGUUGAGGUUGUAUCCUAAUCACGUCCCUACAGAUAAAGAGCGUUAUCAACGACUUGUGGGGAAAUUGAUUUAUUUAUCUCAUACAUGUCCUGAUAUUGCAUAUGCAUAUGAUCAUACAGAUGUGGAAGGUUAUACGUAUGCUGAUUGGGCUGGUUCAAUCACUGAUAGACGUUCUACGUCUGGGUAUUUCACAUUUGUUGGUGGUUAUAGGGGCCUUUUUCUUCUGGUAGCUACAAAUGGGCUCGACUGCCAUGAGGAGCAAACUGAAGAAAAUAUCCCCUGUGUCUGA